Molecule: messenger RNA, 1509 nt
Organism: Phytophthora infestans T30-4
Lineage: Eukaryota; Oomycota; Peronosporomycetes; Peronosporales; Peronosporaceae
Exons: 3
Coding region: 1-1509 (502 amino acids)
Source: RefSeq, a predicted model, not a curated record
AUGCUGGAGCACGUUUGCAGUGCGAUCGGACGGGUGCUGGACGUGAUGAUUAAGGCCUCAAGUGUUUACUCGGUGCACACGCAACUUGGUGAAGUGCUGUGCAACAUAUCGAGGAGAGGACAAAAUCCGUGGCUCGAAGGUCAAGGAAACGCUGGCGUCAAUAAUUUUGGCCAUUUAUCUCGCUGCUUUUUGAGUGACGUCCAGAAGUGGGUUCAGCUGGAUGGACUUACGAAGCUGAGUGUGUCGUGUGCAUCGCUUAGUAAGCGGCUUCGGGAUGUUGCCACUGAGAUAGUGGAAGGGAGCGAGGUCUGUUCAGAUCUCCACGCACUCUCUUCUCUUGCCUACGAUAUCUUGUGCGUCAAUGUUGUGUACAACCCACGACUUCUUCGACUGCUCAUGAGUAUCUGUCUUCCAGCUCAGCCGGCACUUUGCAUCCAGACGUUUGUGGUCUUGGAGAGCAAGAUUGAAGGAAUCAUGCACGCCUGUGGCAUUAGCUCAGCAGAAGACGAAACCCCGUCAACCAACUCGAGCAAGAACCAUAGACAGCGCUGGUCAGCUCUCAAGAAAAGCAGGCGAAACGAUGGAACACAAGCACGCCGGAAGCGCCUACGACAAGACCUUAGUGCCAGGUCUUCGUACGGGUUACGAGUGGAUUCCGGCUCGGAAUCCGACGCUAGCUGCUCUUCCGACUCCGACGGCUCCGUUCGAUCUGAGGAUUCCAGCGCAGCCGUUGAGGCUACAACGAACCGAGAAGCUUCACUCAGCCGUGAGCGCAUUCCACAUCUCCAGUCUCAUGCUUGCCAAAGCAUCGCCAUCUUGGCCGUCCUGGCUGUUCUCGAACAAUCUCAAGCCACACUGCUCAGUGCCAUCACUGCAAAAACCAGCAGCAGCGAGUCCUGCUCGUUUCCCCAUCGCCAGGAAAUUCUGGGUUACCUUCGGAUUCACGAGCUAGUCAACAAGGCGAUUAGCGACGAUCGAGAUUUCUCGUGGGGGACCCGGAAAGUGCUGCUGAAGAUCCUUCACAUGAUUGAAUUAGGUCUACGUAUCGGCAAGGCAAGUGGGGUGCUGCGGACAAGAGACGAGUCUGGCCUAUUGAACGACACCACAAUCUGGAUCUAUGAAUCUUCGGUCACGUCGGCACUGAAUAGUCGAGCGUGGGUUGAAGGGAUUAAGGAUGCAAGUCAAGACCCUGGAACGAAAGCGAAGGUAUCUGCAACUUUACUCAAGAUGGAUAUUUUCUUCCUGCAAGUUCCGAGCACCGUACAAUUGUGGCUGAAGGAGGAGCGCUUAAAGAUAUUGGUGGCGAUUGUUAAAGAGAAGAUUUCCCCAACAGACCAGGGAAGCGUCCGCCAAGGCAAAGCCAAGGCUCGACCGCGUCUGCUUGGUGUAGUUCCGAUCGUGAAGAAGCGGCGGAAGCGCCUGCGAAGUCGCCACCCUAUCAUCGACGCGUUCCUGAACGAAGAAGACGGCGCAGAUGCCUUUGCUGAUUUGGAAGACUUCAUUGAAUAG